This is a messenger RNA of Rodentolepis nana, 3957 nucleotides long. The record is from the annotation of a GenBank genome assembly. NCBI's taxonomy places the organism in Eukaryota, Metazoa, Platyhelminthes, Cestoda, Cyclophyllidea, Hymenolepididae.
AUUUCCAAUGAUUCAAAGGAAGUGUACACUUGGACAGAAGCACGAGAGGAAUGCAAAAAGCUCCACCCCAGUGCUGACCUCAUGGAAAUUCACGACGAAACGACACAAGAGCACCUGAAUGUUGCCAUAUCCCUGCUUUCUUGGCCAGUUUGGAUUGGACUCCGCAGAAGCAUCACUGGUAGCUUUGAACAACUAGACUCUUAUAGGUGGCUUUCCUCGGAUCGACCUCUCACCUACUCUAACUGGGCUACUCGGCAGAAUUCCAGCGAUUUGACGUCCUUAAGCGAACACCGAUGCGUAUACCUCUCCACGGCUAGUCUUCGAAUUGGUAACUGGGAACGCACUGACUGUUCCACAGCACGGAUGGGAUUUGGAUGUCAGGUUCCAUUGAGUACCUCAAAUGUUAUCGACUCGGCAAUACUUCGCAAAGCUGUGACGCCAAUUUGGGAUCAACCAGAAAACCCUCAAGGACAAAUCUGUUACUUGGGUACAUGCUACAGUCUUAUACAUGGCAUGACACACAGUGACUACUACGAGGAUGCAAAAUCGGGCUGUGGAAAGCAGGAGAUAGCUCUUCCACGAAAUCCUCUGGAGGUGUCCUUUUUGCGAACGCUUCUGCGCCACAGGACGAAUGCAACUCACGCCUGGGUGGGUAUUGAGGUGACCCACUCGAAAGAUAGUCUGGUGUUUCCAAGAAUUGCAGCUAUAACACCCUGGCUCACAACAGCCAUUCACCAAUCUCAAUCGGCCUUCAGCGAUGCUUAUUCAUCGAGUGAACCGGAAAAAAUCUGUUUCGUUCUAGAUGCGAUGGGGAAUACCUCGAGACCUCCUUUUGAUCGCGGGGCUUGCUAUGAAGACGAAGAAGACAGUUGGGAUGGAAAUAGAGAAAUUUAUUAUGACCAUAUGGAGGAAGAAGAAGACUUCCAUAAGAAAGUUGGAUUUUGCACCACUCCAAUGACUAGAACUGUUGGUGUCUGUCCUAAGACGAAUGGUCACGAUGCGGUUGUAGAUUGGGUGAUGUUUGGAGACAAAUGCUACGCUGUAAUGAGUGAUUGUAGUGGAGAAUCGGUUCUGGCAAGCGUGAAAUCACCGGACGUUGACAUGUUUAUUAAUUGGCUCCUUCCGGGUGACAUUGAGAAUGAUGAGAGUAUUCUCAUUGGAGGCAUUGUAAAUGAGACACAUCCACUGUCAAUCAAAUGGCAAGACGGAUCAAUAGGAGGGAAUUUUCAUCGUUUGAACCCGAGAUCUCUUCGUCUGGAUGGUUCGUUAAAUGGACUUUGUCUAGCGAUUGAGCCAAAGACUGGCUGGUGGAAAGCUGUGGACUGCGAGGGUCACGCAGCUCCUCGUUGGAGACUCUGUAGCGUUCCUGUUCAACCCAUCAAUCCUGAUUUGAAAACUCCACCUCCUGAGGCGACUAAAAAGAAGGUUUCAUGUCCUACCGAUUUCCUGGAGCUGAAGAACAGAGACGAAUUUGUGAGGUGUUAUAGUGUGCGCCAUGGGGGAUUGCGUUCCCACGGACAUGAUUGGCGAAUGGCGGAAAGAGCUUGCAGACGAAUUGUGUCAGUCUCGGGACAAACAAAUCGAUGGGAAGGCCAUUUGGCUAGUAUUGCAAAUGGGAUAGUAUUCGAAGAGAUCAUAAGCUUGUUACAUAAGAAUGGCUACAUUGCGGGUAUCUCGAAGAUUGGAAAUAAUUUACCUGUUCACAUGCUCAAGCCAUCUGAAUUAGUGUGGAUCGGGCUUUCGACAUCACAAAAUAAGCCCUUCUGGAACAAUUGGACAGAUGGAUCUCAAGGAGAUUCAGAAUUUUUUGAGAAUCGUAUUCGACAGGAGGAAUCCAUCUUCACAGAUACUAACAGCAAUUUCUUCGAGCAUGGGUCCUGCAUAGCUCUUCAUUUGCCUUCGGGAUCUUGGUAUGCUCUGAGGUGUACUCUGGAUUUGGGCUACCUUUGCCAGGCAACACCAACCUCCGAAAACCAAUCAGAUUCCUCUUCGACUGACCAUUUUGACAGCCCCAAGUGUUUACUUGCCUUCAGCGCUCAGCAAUUACCAUCGCCUGAAACGGGAUUCAUUCAAGAUCCAGAUGUCGAUUGUGGGUCAGAAGGGUUUACGUAUUUCAAUGGGCAGUGUUUUAGAGUGAUUGUUGAUAAGUUUAUGAGCUUUACUGAUGCCCAAUCGUACUGCCAUGAACUUGGUGCGCGGCACUCAAAGAAUGGUGAAGCUGGCUUGGCCGUAUAUCGAUCAGAAGCUGAUCAAGUUUUCGUGGCCAGUCAACUAUCAAAUUUGCCCAAAUUGCCACCCUCCCCGGCAACAUAUGGAAGAGGUUCCGGAAGUUACUCUCGUCUGGAAGUGAUAUGGAGACGAUAUCACUGGGUGGGAAUGUUCCUUUACCGGCAUGCUUUUCAUCAGGUUGAUGAGCGGGUUCCUUGCUAUAUAGCACAUGAACUAAAUCGACCUCUUUCUACGUCUGUCGAUGGACCCCUCUGUGUAUCAAUGAAGGGUGUUCCUGACACAGAGCACUUUGGGUCACUUUCGUUGGAUAUGGGAUGUGAGGAGCGUCUUCCAUUUGUGUGUUCCUUUGAACCGUCUCGUGAAUAUCAAAGGACUAAAGCGUCUUCUGCGGUUUGUCCAAGAGGAUAUGCUACCCAUCAUUCAGCUGCAGUUUGCAUCUCUGUAAUGGAAUUUUGUCCAAUGCAGGCGACCACUGCUAUCUAUUCAUGGCCAAUUACACUGGAACUUACGAGGAGGCUGAAUCAAUGUGUAAUCAGACAGCAGCCGGAGCUCGUUUGGCCGCCUUGUCGACACCCUAUACGGUUGCGUGGAUGCGAGCUCAUUUACCCUCUGAUCAUACCCAAACAGGCAAGUGCUCUUAUACUUCAUCGAGUGCAUGGAAGCUUGUUUGUCAAAAGAUGGAUAGUUUGCUUGGAAACUUUUAGGAAUGCUGCCCUGGGAAUCUAUUCCCCACUGGAUUGGUUUGAAAGUGCCAGCUCAUUCAAGGUCAACGUGGCGAUGGUCCAACGGGCUUCCGGUAACGCACACGCGUUGGUCCACCCCGCCCACCAGCGUUGUGGACUCCGACGAGGACACUUGUUUCGCUUUCUCAAAGGUUGUAACUUAUUCCUGCCUUCUUACCGCGUUCAUAUUGGCGUGAGGGUAUUGAAGUGUUUGAAACUUGCAUUUCAGUCCAUCUCAAUGACCAGUUACGAGUUGGAUAUGGUUGCUGUGAAUUGUACAAGGAGACUUUCGCCACUUUGUGAAACCGAUCCUCUCAAUCCAGUGGACAGACGUGGUGAAUAUUAUCGUGAACACAGCACUACAAGAGAUCAACGUGACUAUGUUGGGGACACUAUGUUUACCGAGUCUAAUAAAGCAUGUAUUCGAUGGGAUUUGAUCAAACCCACCAACAGAAGUGAAUUGGAAGCCUUGCAAUGCGCCUUCCACAAUGAGGUACUCUCAGCAGUUUCCGAAGUUCUCGAACCCAACCCGUACAUCCCGGUAAAUGUUGAAUCCCUAGCCUUCCAGCCAGUGUUAAGUGCAUCUUCAAACUGGUGCCGAAAUCCCAAUGGUCUUCGUGAUCGAGCGUUCUGUUAUACCUCCAUCGAUCAAUGGGAGUACUGUCAACUUCCAGAAAUGCUCCCAACGACACUUGUACCUCCUCGUUCCACUUUCCAUGACCUUUUGGAUGACUUACUCGCAAUAUCUGGUGCCAUAUUUAUCCCACUCUUUAUAGUAGGUCUUUGCCUUGGUUUGGCCAUUUGUUACUGCAGGAAGAGUCGUCGCUGUCGGAGUUCAAACCAUACUUUUCAAGAGAUGAUACUUCGACGCGUACCCUUUGCUUGGAGGUGGAGGCGAAGUGGUAGUCAACCCUGCCUACUAGCUGAGAGUGUCUCCUACAGUGUGGGUACUGCCAUGAUCUCAGAUAGUACCACUAAUUUGAUAACAUCUGAUCCGAAAGCUUGA